CGGAUCAAUGUCAGGCUACAGAAGAGGCUGACUCUGCUUGAUGCUUCUUUGCUACUUUGCCUUGUUGAUGCACGGGCUGUCAGCAGGCUGGAUGUGACGUGACGAAUGGCGCUACUGGCGCUGUUUGCGCAGUUUUUGGGCGUCGCGCAUUCGGAUUUAGUCGCGAGAAGAACGCUAUCCCCGCCUCGCGCCACUCUGCGCUGCGCCUAGUAGGCAGGGCAGGGGGCUAUAAGUCUCGAGCAGGACAGCUCAUUGGCCUGCAGCCCAUUCCCACUCCUUGCUUCCGUCUUCGGUACAGUCGCACCGACAAGAAAAAGAGCAUGAGCUACUCAAUCAUCGGCUUCGGCAAGAUCGGCCAGGCGCUGGCCAACGCCUUUGCGCGCAAGGGCAUCCAAGUGUCUGUGGCGACCACGCGCGACCCGGAGGCGUUUGCGUCCGCUGCAGCUGCGAUUGGACCGACGGUUCGACCCGCAAAGCUGGCAGACGCCGCCAAGGCAGAUAUCAUCUUCUUGGCAGUCCGCUUCGAGUCGCACCCGGACGUCGCAAAGGCGCUGCCCUCCUGGCAGGGAAAGACCAUCAUCGACACGACGAAUGCCUACGGCGUGGCCGCCGAGACACUGGGAGGGCAGCCUUCCGCCAGGGUUGUCUCGCAGGCCUUCGCUGGCGGUAAAUUGGUCAAGGGCUUCAACCAUCUCCCCGCAGCUGCCCUUGGCCAGGAUCCGGCCGUGCACGGUGGCAGGCGAGUCGUGUUUUUGGCGAGCGACGAUGACGCCGCAGCAGCCGAGGUCGGUGCGCUUGCCGAGACUCUGGGCUUCGCGCCAAUCAAGCUUGGCGGGCUCUCAGAGGGCGGUCUGCUGGUGCAGGCGCGCGGUAACAGCUGGGGCCAGCUGAUCUUCAAGGAUCUCUUCAAGUUCAGCUGAGCAGCCGUGAGCGUUCCUGUCCCGCAGCGCAGGAGCAGCGACAUUUCUCAUCGAAGCCAUAGCAGCACCGGCGGGAGGAUCGUAGUCCAAAUAAGCGCUUUAUCGCCCUAGCUCUCACUGUAAUGAGAUAGGUCUGCCUUCAAAUGUGAUUGCGCUGAGACCAAUCAUGCUCGACGGACGAGACGGCGAGAGCGUGUGAAAAAGUGAGAGGAGGAGAGGAGGAGAGGAGGAGAGGAGGAAGAAGGAGCGGAACAGAGCGAGGGAGAGCGCGAUCGAUGGGGCCCAGGCGCACCGAGGAACGUGUGCUUGUGGCUAAGAAUGGUCAGCUCC
Acaromyces ingoldii is the source of this 1250-nucleotide messenger RNA. RefSeq names its product NADP oxidoreductase coenzyme F420-dependent. The record is from RefSeq and is a predicted model, not a curated record. The coding region runs from base 321 to 920 and encodes 199 amino acids. The transcript has a single exon. Lineage: Eukaryota; Fungi; Basidiomycota; Exobasidiomycetes; Exobasidiales; Cryptobasidiaceae.